Neoarius graeffei (lesser salmon catfish) is the source of this 1783-nucleotide messenger RNA. RefSeq lists its product as uncharacterized. The transcript is spliced from 11 exons. Bases 156 to 1568 code for a protein of 470 amino acids. The record is from RefSeq and is a predicted model, not a curated record. Lineage: Eukaryota; Metazoa; Chordata; Actinopteri; Siluriformes; Ariidae.
AAUGACGUACUCGGAAGAGCUUUUACAUGGCGGUUGUCAUGUUUGAUUCCUAUAAUAAUCAGGCGGGUGAUUGAAUAAGAGGUUUUAUAGUCGGGAUAUGAGCUAUACGCAUCGUACAAUCCACAGCCGAGGAGACAUAAACAAAAGCAGGUCAUAUGGAGGGGACACUGAAAGACUCGAGGCCUAGCAGCCAGUUCUCCAGCCUGAAUGAAGAUGAAACCAAUGAACAAUUAAAUGAGGCUUGUUUACUCAGUGACAACGAACUGUGUAUUGAUGAUCAAGAUUCCUGUUAUGAUUUUUCUCACGUGGUCAUUCCAGAAACUCCAGAAAGCCCUUUCACUUUACGAAGAAAACGGCAUUCCCAAGUGACUGAUAAUUACAGUGAGGGUGCACUAAGUGGUCCAGAUACCAAAAGGUCCGAGAGAAGGGACAUGAUUCACGGAUACUUCAACACAACCCCGAGCUCUCGUAGGACACUGAAACGCAGGAGAAUGCAAGUCCCUGUAGGAGGUGUCAAUGAUGUCCAAGCAGUAAAUGAAACAGGAUUUGUACCUGCUUCACACCUUUUAUCUGAUUUCACAUGGCUGGAGUCUCCACACCCCUCACAGUCCACCGUCUCCUGCUCUUCUGCUUCUGCCACGUCAUGUUCUGCUGCAGCUCCUGAACACUCUGUGCUGGGAGCUGCUGCUGGUCAGAUCUACUCGAGUAAGACUUCACUGUGUGGUCAUGCCUCUGAGCAAAAAAUACUUAAAUGCAAUAAGGAGCAGAGACUGAAAAAGACAUCAACUAGAAAUAGUCCUGGGUCCUCUAGGUGUACAUCAGCAGCACUUUCACUUGCAGCAGAGGAGACACACUUGCAAGAUACAGAGACAGAAAGAAGAGGUGGAUGUGUGCAGGAGGAGGUGGUUGUUAUAGAUGAGGACGAUGAUGAUGACGAUAUGGUGGUUGAGGCUACAGUUCGUUCUAUUCAAAUGGCUGAAGACGAGGCAUUUGCUAGAAGCCUCCAGGAACAAUUUGAUAGAGAGGAACAGCUUCAUCAGGAGCAAAGUCGAUUACAAGCCACAUCACCAGACAGACAUCCACAAAACCUCCCCUUUGAUUCCUAUGUAGGUUUGAGCUGGAUCUCUCCUUGGGCCUCCAUGGUGCACUCGGCCUCAUUCUCAGAGCUGCAGGAGGCCAUGCUUGUGGGGCAGCCCAGCAGGCAAACGAGACAGAAUCGGGGAGGGCGCAGCUCUCGCUACAGAAACAGUCCACACACGGCUUUAGACCUGCUUGAUGACAGCCAAGGAAAUAACUAUGAGGCCCUUCUGGCAUUUGAGGAGAUCCAGGGAGCUGUGAUGGCCAAGAAAACCCUCAGUAAAAGGGAAAUUGAAAGACUCCCUGCAAAAGCUUAUGACCCUGCACACAAUGCAGGAAAGACAGAAUGCCAGAUCUGUUUCUCUGACUACAAGAAAGGGGAGAAGCUGCGAAUAUUGCCAUGUUUCCAUGACUACCACGUGAAGUGCAUUGACCGCUGGUUGAAAGAGAACGCCACCUGUCCUAUCUGCAGGGCGGAUGUGUCGUUGUAGUGCACGUUAUCUCAGGACUGCUUCUCUACCUCACAACACAAGACUACAAAAUCUGUAUUGUAUGCAUGAAUUUUAACUUGUACCUCUGAAAAGUCUUCUCCUAAAAAAGGACUAACGUAAUGGAUGAACCAGCGUAAUUUCUGAUUGACAUACAUUCAAUAUAUCCAAAUUCACUGUUAAUUUACUAUUGUGCAUAAUUUUUUUUUUUUUUUUAA